This is a messenger RNA of Coregonus clupeaformis (lake whitefish), 2618 nucleotides long. RefSeq names its product activating transcription factor 4a (gene atf4a). Gene Ontology annotation, cellular component: nucleus; ATF1-ATF4 transcription factor complex; ATF4-CREB1 transcription factor complex. Gene Ontology annotation, biological process: regulation of transcription by RNA polymerase II. The record is from RefSeq and is a predicted model, not a curated record. The coding region runs from base 309 to 1709 and encodes 466 amino acids. Lineage: Eukaryota; Metazoa; Chordata; Actinopteri; Salmoniformes; Salmonidae. The transcript has 3 exons. Gene Ontology annotation, molecular function: RNA polymerase II transcription regulatory region sequence-specific DNA binding; DNA-binding transcription activator activity, RNA polymerase II-specific.
CGCUCAAUCGUCGUUUCUCUGGACAUUCAAUGUAAUUUCGUAGUAUUCCGAGCGCUCAGUUCUCCCUCGCAAAAUGGCAGUUUAACGUGCAGCGGCUUAUCUAGCAGCGGCAACAACCCGGCAGUGCAACAGUCAAGCACUGGCUUUUUUACGCAAAAUGGCGUCUCUCAAACCAACCACCCUCAGCUCUGCUGUUGUCUACCACAGCACGAUAUCACCGUUCCCCCUAACGACGACAACGUCAGAAGACUCUCUGUUAUCCUGUUAUAAUUCACUGUUACUGUUGACAAGCGCCAGAAGAAGCAGUCAUGUCCCUGUUGAGUUCCCAACUGGCCUUGGAGGACGUUGGGGCCCAGUUACUGGACAACUGGUUUCUGACGGCUGACCCCAUGGGGCCCCGUCUGGACCAAGAUGAAGAGGAUGAUCUACCCCCCUCUCUCUCCUUCUCUUCUUCCAGCUCCCUCUCUCUCUCCAACUCUUCUGCCUCCUCCCUCUCUCCCUCCUUUAGUUUGUCUCCUUCCCCCUCCCAUCUCUCGUUCUCCCCCCCUCCUCCCUCGUUCCUGGUGAGCAGCAAGGCCGGGUCCGGGGUAGAGGAUCAACUGAUGCCGUUGACUCCAUGGCUGGAAGCUAGCGAGCUGCUCGAUGCCCACAUGGGAACAAACGGCUGCAGAGAUGAUGCGUUUUCGGGCAUGGACUGGAUGGCUGAGAAGAUAGACCUGAGUGAUUUCGACCUGGACUCUCUGAUUGGCUCCUGUUGUUCCGAUGCCCCGCCCAGUUCCCCCGAGGAGCUCCUGGCCUCCCUGGAGACCCACAUGGACCUAGACCUGGUACACCCUUUCACUGUCCCAAUCCCUGCCCCACGCGAGGAGCUCCUGGCCUCCCUGGGCAGCCCUCUGGCCGACCUACCCCCUUUGGUUCUCCCCUCCCUGGAGCUCCCUGAAGAAGAGGUAAAGGAUGAGGUCAGAGGUCCAGUGGUGACGGUUCAGGAUCAAGAGGUUGUGGUGAAGUCUGAGCCACAGUCCCCAGCACCCCUUUCUCCGGCUCCCCUCUCCAUGGGGUAUACCCUCGAGCUGGGGAGCGAAGUGGACGUUGAUGUCUUGGAAGUCGAGACCACCGACACUCCAACCACCAUCAUCCCGGAGCCCAGCUACCGCCUCCAGACCACCGCCCCUGUUGUCCUCUCCGGCCACUUCGUGGUGGUCCUCUCCCCUAAAGAGGAGCCAACCAUCCUCCCCACAUCAACCCUCUCUUCCUCAGCCUCCAGUAGCUGUGAUGACCAGUCUGAUGACAGCGAUUCUGGCAUCGACUCUGUAUCUGGCUCCCCUCCUCGCCACCCAUCUUCAUCCCCCUCUCCUUCUCCCUCCAUAGCCGGGUCCUCCAGGACCAAACCCUACUCCAAACCCGACCCCAAGACUACAUCCCCCACAACCCUCAGUGGCAAGGUCAAAUCAGUAUCCGGGGCACCCAAGGUCGUGGAGAAGAAACUCAAGAAGAUGGAGCAGAACAAGACGGCGGCGACACGCUACCGACAGAAGAAGAAGGGCGAACAGGAAGUGCUGAGUGCAGAGUGUUCCGAGCUGGAGCAGAGGAACCGUGAGCUGGCAGAGAAGGCUGAAGGCAUCAGCAGAGAGAUCCAGUACCUCAGAGAUCUGAUGGAGGAGGUCCGCUCAGCCAAGAACAGGAAGAAGACCGCUGUUAGUGUGGCGUAGUCAGCGGAAAUUAUGGAUAGAACGAAGGAAAGAAAGAAUGAGGGAAUGCAUGGAAUGAGAUCCAGUACCUCGUGGAGGAGGGGCUACGUCCUGGUUAUCCACCCUUCUCCCAAAGUGUACACUUGCAUACUUGCUGUCUAUGAUGGGAAGUUUGCAUUUGCAUGCUUUGGGAGAAGGGUGAAGAAUCGAGAAGGCAGUCGGGGAAUGGCUAGAAAGAUGACAGAAAAGUUGAUGAGAUUAUUAUUGGGGAGAAGAUGUGGGACUGAGAUUUUAGUCAGGCGACGCAUCAGUCAUGCUGGUCUGUUCUGUAUUAACCCUAUCAGAGCGUUACACUGGUAUACAUACACACAUGUAUGGUAUAUGUGUUGGUUAGGACUAGGCCAUGGUUACUGCGUAGGUAGGAAAAUGUAGAAUUACGACGACGACAAAUGAGUACGGCUACACUCUUACCAGUCUCCAACCCACAACCUUCCCAAAAAAGAUUUCCUCCAGUUUCAAAGACCAGUUACAACCAAUCCCCCUCCCCCCAACUGUCACCCUACUGUUACUCUUACCCCCCUCCCCCUUUACUCUUACCCCUCUCCUCCCCUUACUCUCCCCCUCUUUUCUCAUUACCCCACUACUCUGACUUCUUCUAUGCAGCUUUAGUCCAGAAAGGGGCCUCACCCUGUUGCAGAUUUUUUGUUACACUGAAUUCCUUCUGUCACAAUGUUAUGUUUGGUAUGUAUAUAUCUUCACCUGAACUCUACUCUGGCAUCAUCUUGAUUUUAUUUAACGCUGGAUAGUAGAUAACCAUCCGUCUACUAGACUCUCCUAGACCUAGUUGGCAUCUCUAGUGUCGCUUUUAGGUACGUUUGUUUGGCUUGUAUAAAUGCUUUGCUAUUGUUUACUAUUAAAACUCCUUAUUGA